UGGCGCUCGGGGCGGCGCAGAUGGCGCUCGGGAGCCUCAUCGUGGCCGUGAGCUUCGCCGCGCUGGCGCUCACCACCUCGGCCCGCGUGCGCCACUCCUGCCCCUUCUGGGCCGGCUUCUCGGUGCUGCUCUCCGGACUCAUCGGUGUGGUGUCCUGGAAGAGACCAUUAUCCCUCGUGAUAACCUUUUUCAUGCUGCUCUCCGCAGUCUGCGUGAUGCUGAACUUGGCCGGUUCCAUCCUCUCCUGCCAGAACGCUCAGCUUGUCACUUCCCUGCAAGGCUGCCAGUUGAUCAAGUUCGACAGCGUGGAGGUAUGUGUCUGCUGUGAGGUGCGGCACCAGCCUUCCGGCUGCAGCAACCUGGGCGAGACGCUGAAGUUGAACCCCCUGCAGGACGACUGCAAUGCUGUGAGGCUCAGCCUGAAGGACCUCCUCUUCAGCGUGUGUGCCCUCAACGUCGUCUCCACCAUCGUGUGUGCGCUGGCCACCGCCAUGUGCUGCAUGCAGAUGGUCUCUUCGGACGUCCUGCAGAUGUUCCUUCCCCACAGGGCUCUGUCCACCAGCCCCGCCUGCCUCACCCCGCAUGGCACUAUCCUCCACCACACCCUGGAUUUUGACGAGUUUGUCCCCCCUCUCCCACCACCACCCUAUUACCCUCCGGAAUACAGCUGCACCCCCACAGCAGAGGACCCCAGGGGCCUCCGGCUGGACUUGGCAGCCGCCACCUUCAGCUCCUUGUUCGACGCCACUCUCAGCAGCCCCGCGCGGCUCUACCCGGCUGAGCUCCCACCGCCCUACGAGGCUGUGGUGGGACCCAGCCCUGCCGCCCAGAGAACUGGUCCAGAUCUGCAGAGGAUGGACUCCAGCUCCCGGGGCCAGGGCUCCACAGCCGGCCUCAGCGCCCAAGCACUGACCGACCACGCCAGCCUUGCAGGGUCCGAGCAUCCCUGCACCCCAGGCCCCAGCUGUCCAGUCCUUGAUGGCCCUUCUAGAGCACCCCCACUCCUGAUGACCACCCAUCGCCCAGGCUGCGUGUCCCCCAAGGAGAGGGGCCCAGACACACGGGCACAGAGGAGUCCCGGGAGAGUGACCCGCUCGGCCAGUGACCCCACUUCCUGCGUGAACCAUGGGGCAGCUGGCCUACGUCGCUCUGUUACCUCGUCCUGUACACCCCAAGGGCCCCAGGAUGCUAGGAAAUCCCGUGAACGCUGCAAGCUGGACUCUGCCUUCCAGCCACUGGCCAAGGAGCGGCCAUGUGCCAUCACAGACAGCCCAGCCUACGCCACAGAUGCGCGGGUCCUGGUGGCGAAGUUUCUGGAACAUUCCAACUGCGCCCUCCCUCCUGAGGUGCGGCAUGUGGUGGGCCCCGUGGGCCCAGCCGUGCCCCCAGAGGAGCAGCCCGUGGACGAGGCCCUGCUGGGCAUGGGGCUUCUGGACCAUGUGUGACCCCAGACCCACCAGUUGGGACGCAGAGGCGGUCACCCCUCAAACCACACAGUGUUUGGGGCCCAGGCAGGCACGUUUCUUCUGGGGCACGGCUGAUACUACUUCCAGGUGGUUUCAGUGAGUGCAAGAAGGGAUUCGGCCCCCCAGGAGUAUGUGUGAGGGCCAGUGGUGGCUGAUCUGGGUGUCUCCCCGCACCCCGGCUGUGCUGAUGAAAGAGGACAGUGCUCAGCAAGGACCCCUCCUUUCUGUCAGCCCCAGAGGGACCCUUCUGGGGAGGCAGGCCUGGCACCCCAUCACACCCUCUAGGUGCUCCCCACUUCCUCCCACUGCUCCCUCACUGUUUUUGUUAUCCAACUCAGCCUCAGUGAACCCCCGGGUACAGGCCUUUGACACCCUGAGUCCCCCUUCCCUGGACCCAAGGGUCCUGCAGCACUUUCAAGCCAGCACAGGUCCAGCCUCCCCGUGUUGACUGCCUGGGUCCCCCAAAUCCUCCUGAUCUGGCAACUGAAGAGGCAGGCGCUUUCUAGCAAGGGAUCCGAAGCAGAGCGGGGUUGCCAGUGCGGGGGGUGUCCAGCUUGCUGGCCGUCCCGCACCAUCCACAGCUGCUUCGUACUAAGGCCCCCAGUGGCAGCCAUAUGGGUCCUCCUUCUGCCAGCUCUCUGCGUGCACCUUGGUGUGGUGUGUGCAAGAGUAUGUGUGAGAGAGAGCUUGUGUGUGUGUGUGUGUGUGUGUGUGUGUGUGUGUGUGUGUGAAAGAGAGAGACAGACAGACAGACAGACAGACAG
Suncus etruscus (white-toothed pygmy shrew) is the source of this 2230-nucleotide messenger RNA. It is a transcript of the gene ENTREP2, whose product is annotated as endosomal transmembrane epsin interactor 2. The record is from RefSeq and is a predicted model, not a curated record. Bases 21 to 1445 code for a protein of 474 amino acids. Gene Ontology annotation, cellular component: membrane. Lineage: Eukaryota; Metazoa; Chordata; Mammalia; Eulipotyphla; Soricidae. The transcript has 10 exons.